AUGGCAAUAUGGCUAGCUGUAAUGGCUGUGCCAUCUCUUCAAGGAUGCAGACUCGGAGCUGAGCAACGCUCAAGAGCACAGAUAUCUGCCAAGGUCUUUGCAAUGACAGCCAUGUCGAUCAUGUUGGCCAUACCCGCCAUCUGCGACGCGCCCAGUCCACAAACUUCACCUAAUAAGCCAAUACAUACAAGUAAUGGUGGAUGCUAUAAUGAUAUAGCAAACGCUUAUGAGCCUCAUAUAGUUCCUGCAUUAAGUCAAGAGAGUGCUGCCAGAGUACUAAGGAAGAGCUCAUCAGUUACAGAAGGAUAA
Molecule: messenger RNA, 309 nt
Organism: Lobosporangium transversale
Lineage: Eukaryota; Fungi; Mortierellomycota; Mortierellomycetes; Mortierellales; Mortierellaceae
Exons: 2
Coding region: 1-309 (102 amino acids)
Source: RefSeq, a predicted model, not a curated record